Aedes albopictus (Asian tiger mosquito) is the source of this 23654-nucleotide messenger RNA. RefSeq lists its product as uncharacterized. The coding region runs from base 755 to 2968 and encodes 737 amino acids. The transcript has 3 exons. The record is from RefSeq and is a predicted model, not a curated record. Lineage: Eukaryota; Metazoa; Arthropoda; Insecta; Diptera; Culicidae.
CGUAUAAACAUAACGCAGAGUCAUAAAACCAUGAACCACAACAAACGAAUUUGGGCACUGUAAGCGUUACGCAAACCCUCGCGCAGAAUCACCUACGCCAUUUUUGUCACUUCUGUCAAGGCGUCUUUUGUGAGCGGUAGUGUUUUCCGGUGAGAUUUUUUUUUUGGGUUUCGAAAAAGUGUAGUGAAUUGUUCUUACUUAAAUAGAAGUAAACUAUAUAAUUAUUGAACUACAUUCCAGAAGUUGAAAGUGAAAGUGAAAUUCCGGCACAAAACUCCGGCCAGCUUCAUCAGCAGCAGAACAAUCAAGCUCACGCACAAUUCCGGCACAAAAUUUUGGCCAGCAUCAUCAGCAGAAGAAAAAAUACGUUUUCAAUGAGUAGUACUGGGCUCGUAUGUUUCCUGUGCCGUCGAAGAUACCCGGGGGCGAAUGUGUUGAUGAAACAUUUGUCAAGUAUAAGAUCUCACCAUCUGAAUCAGCACAGCCAUUUUAAAUGCGCCCAAGAAAACUGUGGAAGAGAAUAUACAAACAGCAGAUCUUUUGUACGGCAUCUUAAAAAGGAACACCCUCAAAAUGUACCAGAGCACUGGAGUUCUCAGAGAUUGCAUGCAGAACCAGUAGAUAUUAGGUAUGUGCAAAAUUCAUAGGAUCCAACUAAUUCGUGUACGAUGGUAUUCAAUUGUACUUUUUUUUUAAUUUUUAUUUAUUUUUUAGUCUUGACGAUACUACUGACCACCGCAAUGUAUCAAAUUCGAUGCAGCCCGAAGCAGAACAGAAUUUUGAAGGUGCUACAAGAGACGAAGAUGUUCAACACGAUGGUUUUUGGCAUGAUAUAAGAAGGCAGCUUGAUGAUGAUCUACUAACAACAAUUCAAAAAACUGGAACAGCAUUUGCCAUAUUUCUGCACAGCUUGCCCAACUAUAAUCGAGCAAUGGUGUUCGAAGUUAUCGCUUCCUUCAAAAAUAUGGUUUUGGAACCUUUGAUGUCCGUCGCUUGUGAAGUCAUCAAACCAGUCGUUUCAGAAGCAGAACAAGUUCCAUUAUUGAACGAAUUAAUGAAAAUAACACAGGCGUUUGAUGCAGUUAACACAGAUCACAAAUUGGUUAAGUUAUUGAAGGAAGAAUGUCAUUUCCACAUGCCUGUACUCGACGAAGUUAACAGUGAGCUGAUCCCUGUGGAAAUUGGUAACGAUAGCGUAGAAUUGUUAGAAAAAUCAAAAUGCAAUGUGUACAUCGGAUUAGAGAAUUUUUUUACCAGUUUUUUCAAGAUCGAAGCUAAUAUUGAGGCAUUGCUGGAAAACUAUCAGAAAAUGACUACUUCUAAUGGAAACCUUAACGAUAACUUCGUGAAAGGAAAAUUCUGGAGGCAAAAAACUGAAAAAAGACCUGGUCAAAUUUGCAUCCCUUACUUCAUUUUUGCUGAUUCUUUUGAAAUCAACAACCCGCUGGGUUCGAAAGCUGGCAAGCAAGCUCUGACUGGGUUCUACUUGAAUUUUCCGAGUUUGCCACGUCACAUCCAUGGCAAGAUUGAAAACAUGUUCCUGGUUCAGUUCGUAUAUUCUGCCAUUGAGAAAACUUUCUCCAACGACGCGAUCCUAAACACUUUGAUCCAGGAAAUAUCUCGUCUAGAAAAAACACCUGUGAAAAUUCAGGUAAAAGGAGAAGAUAAGGAUAUAUUCUUCUUAUUUGGCGGAUUGAGAGGAGACAACUUGGGCUUAAACAGCCUGUUGGACUACAGCAGGUCAUUUGUUGCCAACCAUCCAUGCAGGAUUUGCUCGAUGGAUCUGGAACAUAUAAGGGAAAGCGCUGUGGACGAACCUAAUCUGUACCGGACCGAAGAAACAUAUAAUCAAGCUUUAGAGAUCAAUCGCUUUUCGGAAACAGGAAUUAAGAAAAAUUCAGUUUUUAACAGUAUUCCGGACUUUCAUAUCACCGACCUCAAGAUUGUGGAUUGCAUGCAUGACUUUUUCGAAGGAUUCGCUCAUGAUGCUCUCGCUUGCUGCAUUCUUCACUUUAUUGCAAAAGGAUUUUUCUCGCUGUUCACAUUGAAUCAGCGUGUCCAGCGAUAUGAUUACGACAUCAACGAGCGGAAAAGUAUUCCGCCAGAAAUAAGGCAGGAGAACUUGGACAGCCUAAAACUAAAAAUGACCGCAGGACAGAUGAAGUGCUUCGUCGACAAUAUCACCCUGAUGAUUGGCGACCUAGUACCGGCCGGAGAUGAGUGGACAUUCCUCAUAAAUGUCACUAAGGUUGGGUCAUGCGUAAUGAAACCUUCUUUCACGUCUGAGGAAAUUGAAGAGUUUAAACAACUCAUUCAACAGACGUUGACCCAGUACAAGGUUCUCUUCAAUAAGCAUCUUAAACCGAAAGCACAUUUUCUGACGCAUUACCCGCUCGCAAUCGAGUGGAUGGGUCCAACUCGAUUUACAUCAACAUUCAUACCCGAAAUGAAACAUAAAUACUUUAAAAAAAUAGCCACCGUCACAUCAUCCCGGAAAAAUAUUGCCUUGACAUUGGCGAUAAAGGACCAGUUUAAGAUGGCCCAUAAAUUUUUCAAGUGCAUCAGUAAUUUUGGACCACUGCAGUUGGAUGAAGGGACUGGAUUUUUCAUCAAGCUUGACUGUAUUCCUAUCCCGAGCGAGCUGAUUUCUGACAACAGCUGUUCAAUCGUGCGAGUACUAAACUACGUUAUGCUUGGGAAAACAAAGAUCACUUCUGGGACCAUGUUGAUCGUCUGGAGUCAGAACAGUGUUUUUAAAGAAGUACGCCAUAUAAUCAAAAACAACAAUGAGAUAACAUUCGUCUGCCAUACAUAUAGUGCCGUACAGUUCGUCGAACAUUUAGAUGCAUAUGUAGUUGAUCCGCAAAAUUUUGUGAUCGAUAAAUGCAGUAUUGAAGACAUCACACAUUCUCCGUCCCAUUUACAUCACUUGCCAGAUGGCCGGAAAGCAAUCCGCCUUCGAAAUUGAUUCCUUAUAAUGUACAAUUGCGGUGUAAGUAUUUCGCUGCUUAAUGUAAAAGAUUUUUUCCCUUUAAUUCCCACUAUUUGCAUCUUUUGAGACACUUUUGACCUUAGUUGAGGUUGAAGUACGUUGUCAAAAGAUGCAAAUAAAUAGUUGGAACUAAAAGAAAAGAACUUACUCGAUUUUCUUAUCUUUACAGGUAUUCCACAGCGCCCGAAUUAUUGUAUAAUUAAAUAAAUGGUUAAAACAAAACGGUUUUCUAUUUUGUUUCUUUUCGAGGGACAGAAAGGCGUCUAGGAAAUAAAUGUAAAAGGACAAUAAUGAAUUAUACCUGGAAAUAGUAGUUUACGUAACAAGGUGCAGAAUGACGAUUUUUACAGCACGAGUCGUACAUUUAUCCAACGAGGCUUGCCGAGGUGGAUAAUUACGACAAGUGCUGGAAAAAUCGAGUUCUGCGCCUAGUUGCGUACAACGUUUUUUGCAAUUUCAUAAAUUACCCUUGAGGAUAGUUUUAAACAAAACGUUUUCACAAACUGCACACUGAUGUUCAUAGCGAUGUUCAAGAAAAUCUGAUCAUAACAGGUUAUGCUGUGCAGUUGUCACAAUUUUUCAAAACUGCGUCCAGAAAGCAUCAAUAAGUUGACCAAAACUGAAACCAGUGCUCAAAUGGUUCAUUACGCAACACAAAUCAGUGCUGUAAUGAGCCAUUACCGCACUGUUAAUUUGGUGUGGGAAAGUAGGCCUUUUCCUGACAUAUUUGGGUGAGGUAAAACAGCCUAUUACGAUGAGAACUUACAAAAAAUUUCUUUCACUGCUUCCUGUGUUUUUGUAAUGAUUUUAUUACUACUAACAAUUUAUACAAUUCAGCCUUGCUUUAUUUUAUUAUAUAUUUUUUUAAUAGAAAUCUUUUCUUUUCUAUGCAGACGGCGGGCGACAUGGAACAUAAAAUCAGCACGCGUUUGGAUUUCCUUAAGGAAAAAUUCGAGAACCUUAAUUUGCAGCCGCAAAUUGUUUCGGUUGGGGCAUCGCGGGGAGAAGGAGCGGUGCUCGUUAUUUUCGGGGGAGCGGAGUACAAGGCAGACCACAUCCUCCAUGCCAUUUGCAUUUGCAUGCAAGUGGUAUAUGUUUUGAAUCUCCAGUAUGCACCAGACUGCAAGCCCCUCUGGAUGUUCUUGCAGGCUCAUCUGUUCAAAAUCCCAGCGGUAGAUCUACCCAAAAGCACCCGCGAUUUACUGCGGGCUAUUGAGUAGGCCUUUAAGCACAAUGAUGAAUAAAUAUUGGAUCUUUUAAAAAGAACACACAACUAGACCUUCAAUCAAACCGGAAUCAAAUGACAAACAUCAGAAUUAUGAAUGCGGCUUCUGUUUCGUCAUUCGGGGAAAUAUCUUUCGGGGUAAUAUGACACUCGGGGUAAUGGUUGUAGGCGUAAUUUAAUUCAGGGUAAUGUUAUAGGAUCAGGAUGUUAAUGUGUCAUUCGGGGUAAUGGUUUUCGGGGUAAUUGAAUUGAAGGAAAUCUAGCGUAACAUUUGAAAAGGGCCUAUCUGCUUUUUAUAAACAAACACGUUUCUUUCGCAGCUGGGCUUCACGCAUCUCAAUGCCAUUAACCUACCAUCAGUCGCUUUUUUUUUUGGCUUUUUCAACUCCCCCCUCCUAUGUCGCACUUUUUGUAAGGGAUCUCUGAACUUUUUGUAAGGUUCGUUACAUUUUGCUGAACCCCCCUCCCCCCUAAAUGCAUGACGUAAUCUAUGGACGCCCCCUAUAUCUAUGGACCAUUUUACGAGACGGUUCAGAACAACUGAUCGCUCAUUUUAUGAAUGAAAAUUUGACAGUAUGGAGCCAGGUCAUUUUGACAGAUCUCACACGAGCAAGAAAAGGUCGGCAAACUGCAAGAAAAUUGUUCGUCUCUUUCUUGCAUGUGUGUGAUCUGCCAAAAUGACCUGGCUAAUGUCAAACAUUUCGAGGUUAGGUUUCGUGGUGUAAUGAAGAAUAGACUUUGUUUUUUUUGCAGCCAGACAAGACAAAAGAAAUCUCAAAAAGUGCAGCCAAACGAGCAAAGCUCGUAAGGAGCAAGCAGUGAGACAUGACAGAAAACGUGAUGCCGUGCGAAAGAGAGCCUGUAUUGUUUACGUUCGAAUCCACUUUCGAAAGUAUUUCGUGUGUAUUGCCGUUUACGUCAGCAUAAUCAAAUGAGCGAAAGAUUCGAACUAAUCAAAUUCGAUCGAAAGUGGAUACAUCCGUAAACAAGAAUGAGGGUGAAAUAUUAUAAUCAUGAGUACUUCUUGUGAUUCCAUGAAGGCGAAUCAUGACUACAGCAUGCAUGCUUCAUAGUAUCAUGACUCUAUGUACGGCAUUUUGCUAAUAAAACGGGCAUCAUUAUUGACAAAUACCAGAAUCAUAAAAAUUACUUCAAUAUUCAGGAACCUUGUUCAUGAUUUCAGAGUGCGUGCUUCACGAUAACAUGACCUUAAUUGCCACUUUGCACCAAUUAAUCCGAUAGUAUAAAUUACAAAUACUAGAAUCAUGCAUACUGCUUAUGUUUUUAUAACAUUGGGUAAUAAAUUUAGAACAUGCUUUAUGAUAACAUGACCAGUACUACCAUUUUUCGCAAAUCGAUCCAGUACCAUAAAUGACAAAUACUUGCACCAUGAGUAAUGCUCAAGCUUUCAUAAAUUUAGUUCAUAGUUUGAGUACGUACUUCAUGAUAAUAUGAACCGACUUACCAAAUUUCGCUAAUAAAACUGGAACCAUAAAUGACAACUACUAGUUCUAUGAAUACCGCUUCUGGUUUUAUGAAUCUAGUUAAUAGUUCUGGUAUUCAUGGGCAUGAUAUCAUGACUUAACUUACAAAUUUUUGUCAAUAAAUUUAAAAAACGUAACGCCAAGGUGACGUUACGGCAACAUGAGUCAUGAAAGUAUGACCUUUUUUUGUGGUGUAUAUUUAUAACAUGAAAACACACAUUUUAAGCGAGAUCAUGACUCAUUUAGCAGGUUUGAAGCAGCGGAUUUUUUCCCGUGUACAUAUAAAAUUCCUGUCAAAAGUCAUUUGAAAAUAUUCUUGAUAUUUUUAUGAAGUUUCCGGGAGGAAUUUCUAGAUACAAUUUUCGAAUAAAUUUCAUAGGAAAUAACGAAAUCUCUCAAACUCUCACACCUCACGCUCAGCACCCUUCCUUUUGGUCUAAGGUACCAUGAAGUGUAAAUAAACUGCAACAAUACCUGUACACAAUAAAAUAAUCAAUAAACUCGUUCAAGGCCCCGCAGCAUCGCAGCAUCGAACAAAGAAGAGCAUCAAAUCCCUACAGCCUCUCACAUAUGGCAUUUUCCUAGAAUGAGAAAUUAGCCUGCUCGUUCCGGAGUCAUUUUGCAUUGUUCAGCACGUCAGAAGCAAUCAGACACCCACUGCGUUGAUGAUGUGGUGAGCACACUCUGCACAGCACAGCACAGGCCAUAACAUUAUUAUAACCGUCGUCCAACGGCCAUUAUCGCUAAUUAGCAUCAUCUUCAAUCACCCAUGCAUCGUCGAUCAAUUUUUUGUUCUGGUCCCGAACGUCGACGUAUGUAAUGUAGGUAGGCACCUAUGCAUCCGUCCGUACAGUGCGAGGUUGUGCCAAAUCAUCCUACUCAAAUUUCAUCGAUUAUUUCAGCAUCUACCAGAUGUUGGCUGGGAUGAUUGGUGGAUGCCAGUAGACAUAAGGACAUAAAAAAUCAGUUUAGUCUCAUUGUCGAUAUUCUUCUGCGUCAAUAGCUUGAAGGGAAAUAUGAUAUACCAAACCCCUUAUUUCUUAGCACGAAGAACGAGCAAGUUAAUUAUCCAACUGCGAAGAUGUGCUAGAAAAUCAGAAAUGUUUUACAUUUAGGUGAAACAAUGCCUUUCAAUCGACAUUUUAGAAAACAUCUUCACAUUUCUAUUAAGUAUCAUGCCUAAAACUGCAAUUACUUAUAUGGCUACAUUACACAUCUGUGAUCCACAUGAGACCGAUGCAAAUAUUUAAUUUGUUUUGUGUCAUCCCCCCCCCCUUUCGACGAGGAGAUAGAGAACCGUGCUGCGGAUAUUCCGAAAGGUGGAAGCGUAGCAGAUCAAUGGAGCGCCAUCAAGAACGCAUUCGUCGUCACCGGUGAAUAAUUCGGGUGAGCUACGCACCCAGAGAAAGCAGUGGGUCACAGAUAGCACCUGGAGGAGGAUAGAGAAGUGAAGAAACGCUAAAGCCGCGAUAGAGCGAGCAAAAACACGUGGAGCCAAAGUCGUAGCCCGUCAGGGAUGUUCGGCUCUCGAGAAGGAAGUGAAUCGCUCAUGUUGGUGGGACAAAAGAGCGUGGGCGGGCUCCCUAGCCGACGGAGGCGAGAAAGCCGUAAACACCGGUGACAUUUGUCUCCUCUACGAUGUCCCACGACGCCUUAGCGGGAUUAGAACAAAUGCAGCGACCCGGCGAUUGGUCGACCCGGCUGACCAGCUGAAACACUGGUUGAAACACUUUGGAAACCGAAACCUUUUUCACCACCACACCAUCAACACCUCAGUAUGACCCGCCAAGGGUUCGACGCAUUAACCGUGUCCACACCGGAGCUCCAUCAAUGCAGGAGUUAAAAACAGCCAUCUGUAGCAUGAAAUCGAAAAGGGGCCCGGGGUCGAUCGCAUAUCAGCCGAUAUGCUCAAAGCUGACUCCGUAGUAUCUGCACAACUGCAGAAUCAAUUAUUCUGCAAAACAUGGGAAACCGCUGUGUUUCUCAGUGACCCGUGUAGCUGCCGGCUUAGAAUAGCACUACGGAGCACCUGUUCCGGGAGUAAAAGUCCACCAAACAGGUAACCCCAAUCCAAGGUGUCAGGCGACCCGUGUUGCGUCGCGGUGAUAGAUCUACCAAACCGAGUCUAGUGUCGUUCUAUUUUUCAAUUUUGGAAUGUGUGUUCUGGUAAUUCAAGGAAUUAUAGUAUUUAGUCCUUCCUACUGGUGUUUUGAUGACUUCCAGUUUUAGAAUAAAACUGAGUUUACCAACAUUACUUUGCAUAUAGUUAAAAUGACCCGUAACGUAGGUACACUGUGGUGCAUAAUUGAUCGGACAAACGCCGAUUUUCAUACAAAAUGGCCAAGUUUGAGAUGCUGUAACUAUGGUUUGCUUUGAUGGAUUGAGUUCAAUUUUUGACACGGAACUACAAAUGUGCUGAAUUUUGUGUAUACGAAGUAUAAAAUGUUUUCGUUCACAGGUCUGUGCGUGGCAAGGCGUUGGAAAUAUUGCAAAAGAGACCGGACAGCGGUACCCCUUUGAUUUACACGCGUGUCGCUGUCCGAUCACUUUUGCAAUUUUUUCAACGCCUUGCCACGCGCAAACCUGUGAAUGAAAACAUUUUAUACUUUGUAUACACAAAAUUCAGCACAUUUGUAGUUCCGUGUCAAAAAUUGAACUCAAUCCAUCAAAGCAAACCAUAGUUACAGCAUCUCAAACUUGGCCAUUUUGUAUGAAAAUCGGCGUUUGUCCGAUCAAUUAUGCACCACAGUGUAGAUCACCUUGGAACGGUGCGUUACGGUGUAAGAUCUACGAUAUCAAGUUUUGAUUUUGCUAUUUUCCAGCCUGGUUUAUUUAAAUGCAGGAACAUUCCAGGAUCAAGAUUUGGUAAACUUUUUAACACUAUUUAUCAAUUUAUUGUUUUACUCUAUUCAUUUUUCACUGCUAAUAUACCGUUUGUUUCAGAGAGAUGGAGGUAAAUUUAACUUAUAUAUAGGUAAAUAACAAUUUACAAAAACAUAACAGUGGAGAACGUAUCACAAUUUAAUACUAUUUUCUAUUUCAGAUUUGCAAGCAGGCAAAUAGCGAUCAAAACGGCGAAGUAUUUCUUUCUUUAGAAAGGUCAAGAUUACCGUACGAUUCAGUGACAAGUAGACCACGUUUUCCGCGUCGAUUUAUUCGUGUCGAGUACCAUAAUUUUUUUUUGUUCAUCACAUCUUUAACGGUUUAGGUUUUUCAGCAUUGGCAGUAACACUAAACGGAAUUGCAUACAAUUAUUUUGAGACUGAGAAACGAUAAGUUUAGAACGUGCGUUAUUACGAGUUGAUCCGACAUUAGCGUAGUUUAAAAAUUAUUCAUACCCGGUAUAUAAUUAAAUUUAAUACACAUACAUACAAUAAAAUUAUUGUAUUCUUCCGACAGCCGGCUGGCGGAAGACUAAAUCAUAUCAAGGGUUGCAUAGCUUACAUCACUUACCAAUGUAAAUCCAGACCUAUGUAACUUUCUAUCCCUUCCCUUCCCUUGUUACAAUCCUUUCUGUGACAACCGUGGAGAUGCGGAGGUACACACGGACUCUAGUAGAAACGGAUGUCACAUCAACAUUCCUUCCCUUCCCCGAUGACCGUAAGGACGUGGCCGGCGCCGGUACUGACAAUAUAAAGUUUUGAACCUUCAAAAUUGCACAUUGAGGAUGGAAAGCUACACCCAGGCCCCAUCCUUUUGGUUCCCUGUGCAAUUUUGACUGUUCUGGUCAGUAACGGAGUAGCAACUACGAAUUGUACGGUCAUCUCAUGCUCUCAUUCUCUCUUUACUUUGCAUAUAGUUAAAAACCUCACCAUCUGAGGCUAAACUCAAUGCAAAGGAAAUCAAACUGGGUUAGGGAUCCAUGUAUGUACUAACUCUUCGAAGACUGGAAAGUGCUAGUACGCAAGGAACAUACUAGAAUCCUUAUUACUGAACACAUGUUCCAUUACACAAGUUUACAAAAUAAAACGAAAGUCGUGAACUUCUGUCAACGACCAAAAUUUUUGAAGCACAAUUUAGUGCUGAUUUCGAUACCGACCUUCAAAAAAUUUAAAGUAGAACAGUUUUUGAGUUUUAGCUCAAUAUCGAGUUUUAUAACUUUUCAAAAUAAGUAAUUUACUACAAUUCAAAUAUAUUGCGUUUUGUUCAACCAAUUUUAAAUCUUUUUCCAUAAAUUGAAAGCUGAAUACAAUACCAUUCGAUCAUCUGAAUACAGGUUUUGCAUCAGAUUGAUGAAAUUCAAGAUAUUGGCGAGUUUUAGGGACGAUCUUCUUGAAUUUUAGCAAAAUUCCCAAAUUUUUUUGAAGAAAUGUAUUUUUUUCAAUAAGAAAAAAACAACCUAAAAAUUCUUUCUCGACGUUUAUUUGACAUAUCAUAUGUAGGCGAGUUACAGUAAAAAUUUCAGCUCAAUCGGAGCAUUGAUUACGGAGAAUGAGAUGUUUGAAAUGAGCGACUUUGCUUAAAAAUAGAACAAAAAUCGAUUUAAAAUCAUCAACCUUGUAUGGAAAGUCGAAAAAAUUUCCGCUCUACUGUAUUUUUUUCCUUCGCGUUUUCGAACUCAGGGCAUGAUUCUACAUCAAAAAUGAUCAUCAGCUUACCGAGUUCAAAAAUGCUGUAAACUAGUGUUAUUGGCAUUCGACCUUUUGUCAUUUGACGUUUUGUCCCUAAACCGUGUAGACCAUAUUGUUAUGCUCCGUAUCAUCUCGGAGCAAAUCAAUGAAUUCCAUGAAUUUCUCUAAUUGGUAUUCAUUGAUUACGAAAAAAGCUUUCAACUAUCUCAAUCAUGAAAACAUGUGGAAGCCCUCAGGGAGUCCCUGAGAAAAUGAUCAGCCUCGUUGAAGCACAGUACGCGGCAUUUUCGUGCAGAGUACUGCACAACGGUGUCUUGUUCGAUCCCGUCCGGGUCGUUGCUGGAGUGAGACAAGGAUGUAUACUAUCACCGCUAUGCUACUGUUACUCAUCGUUAUCAACGAGAUCCUGAUAGGUGCGAUUGAUCGUGAAAUCAAUCGUGGGUUGCUGUGGCAGCCCAUUACCAUAAAGUACUCAACGGCGCUCUGAUAUGCAGAGCAAGCUCGAUGAUCUUGCCAAUCGCUCCUCAACGGCAGGUCUUACCAUCAACGUCAACAAGACCAAAUCGUUGGAUGUGAACACGGUCAGCCCUUCCAGCUUUACGGUAGCUGGGCACUCAGUAGAGCAUGUUGAUAGCUUCAAAUAUCAAAUGGCGGCCGAUGGUGGCUCCAAGAUCGGUGCACGGAUUAUGAAGGCGAGAGCUGCCUUUGCGAGUUCAAGACAUGUAUGGAGAAACAACCAGUUAGUCGACGCACUAAAAUCCGAACUUUCAACUCGACGGGAAAAUCUGUGGUGCUGUACGCCAGUGAAACAUGGUGUGUAUCAGUGGAGAACACUCAACGGCUGCAGGUCUUCAUCAAUAGAUGCCUGCGGUAUAAAAUUCAUGCGUGGUGGCCUCACAAUUGGAUCUCCCACGUGGAGCUCCAUUGUCGAUGUCACCAAAAGCUGAUAGCGUCAGAAAUUUGGGAGCCAAAGUAGAGGUGGGUCGGCCACACUCUCCACAGAGAAGGAAACGAAAUCUGCAAGCCAGCGUAGGAUUGGAACCCAGCAGGACAUCGCAGCAGAGGCAGACCCAGAGGCUCAUACUGGUGCAGCCUCAGCAACGAAAUAAAGUAAGUCGACAGAAAUUUGAACUUUGCCGCAGAUGGUGGGCAAUCACCCAAGAUGGAGUGGAGAUCCUUCAAUUCGGCCCUCUGCACCACAGUGGGUGCUCAGAACUGAAAGUAAGUGAGUAUCCCAUCAUGAAUUCACUCAAGGGCUUCCGUAUUCAAAAUUUUCUGAUGUUACCAUUAUAAUUUGCCGAAAGCAUAUUCUCAAAAGAUCCCCAGAAAAAUUUCUGGACCAUCCCCAAAAACAAACACAAAAUCACAAUAAUGAGAUCCUGGUAGAUUCCCGAUUAAUGCUCCUGGAAAUUGCCGGAAGAAGCUUUUUUAUCAUUCCAAAAAUAAGCUCUCUCAAAAGGAACAUCCUGAGAAUUCCCAGGAGAAAUCCAUAAGGGUUUCACGGAGGGAUUUCCGGAAGGAUCUCCUGGCGAAUUUUCAGAAGAAGCUCCUGAAGGAUUUCCCGCAAAGCACUCCUGAAUGAUUCCAGGAAGGAACUCCAGAUCAUUCAAAGACCCUCCAGUUUUUCCUUGCGGAAAUCCACCAGGAGUUUCUUACAAGAAUCCUGCAAUAGUUCCUUCCGAGAAUCUUCCAGUAGUUCCUUCCGAGAAUCCUCGAGGAGAUUUUUUUGAGAAUUUUGUAGAAGUUACUCCUCGGGGGGUUCCUUCCAAGAAUCAAUUGAAAUUCCUUCCAUGAAUCUACAGUAGUUCCUUUAAAGAAUCUCCCAGAAGUAUAUUUCGAGAAUCCUCCAGGAGUUCUUUACGAGAAUCUUCCAGAAGUUUCUUUCAAGAGUCCUCCGGGGGUUCCUUCCAACAAUCAACAGAAAUUCUUUCAGGAGUAUUUUUUAUGUAUCCUCCAGUAGUUCGCUACGGGAAUCCUGCAGGAGUUGCUUCUGGAUAUCCACUAGAAAUUCGUUCCGAGAAUCCUCCAGUAGUUUCUGCUGGGCAUCCUCCGGGAGUUCCUUCUAGAAAUUCUUCAGGGGUUCUAUUCGGUAAUUCACCAGGAAUUCUUUUCGAGAAUCCACGGGAGUUCUUUUGAAGUUUCUUCCUUCGGUCCUUCGGAGAAUCCUCGAGGAGAUUUUUCCGAGAUUUUUCCAGAAGUUACUUCCGAGAGUCCUCCGGAGGUUUCUUCCAAGAAUCAACCGAAAUUCCUUCCAAGAAUCUGCAAUGGAUCCUUCAAAGAAUCCUCCAGAAGUAGUCAUAUACGAGAAUCUUCCAGAAGUUCCUUCCGGAGUCCUCCUAGGGUACCUUCUGGGAAUCCUCCAGAAGUUUUUUCCCGGAAAUCCUACAGGAAUUUCAGGAGGAUCUUUCAGGAAUCCUCCAGUAAUUCAUUACGAGAAUCCUGCAGGAGUUCUUUCUUAAUAUCCAUCAGAAAUUAGUUCCGAGAAUCCUCCAGAAUCAACAGAAAUUCUUUCCAAGAAUCUGCUGUAGUUCCUUCAAAGAAUCCUCCAGAAGUAUCUUUCGAGAAUCCUCCAGGAGUUCUAUAAGAGAAUCUCCCAGAAGUUCCUCUCGAGAGUCCUUCGGGGGUUCUACAGGAAAUUCUUUCGGGGAUCCUCAUUUUCGAUAAUCUACGAUAAUCUACGAUAAACUAUAGGAUUUCCCUUCGAGAAUCUUUCAUGAGGAUCUUUUAGGAAUCCUCUAGGAGUUCCCUACGGGAAUCCUGCAGGAGUUACUUCUGGAUAUCCACUAGAAAUUCGUUCCGAGAAUCCUCCAGUAGUUUCUUCUGGGCAUCCUCCGGGAGUUCCUUCUAGAAAUCCUCCAGGGGUUCUUUUCGGUAAUUCACCAGGAGUUUUUUUUUUUCGAGAGUCCAAGGGAGUUCUUUUAAAGUUUCUUCCUUCGGUCCUUCGGAGAAUCCUCGAGGAGAUUUUUCCGAGAUUUUUCCUGAAGUUACUUCCGAGAGUCCUCCGGGGGUUUCUUCCAAGAAUCAACCGAAAUUCCUUCCAAGAAUCUGCAAUGGAUCCUUCAAAGAAUCCUCCAGAAGUAGUCAUAUACGAGAAUCUUCCAGAAGUUCCUUCCGGAGUCCUCCUAGGGUACCUUCUGGGAAUCCUCCAGAAGUUUUUUCCCGGAAAUCCUACAGGAAUUUCAGGAGGAUCUUUCAGGAAUCCUCCAGUAAUUCAUUACGAGAAUCCUGCAGGAGUUCUUUCUUAAUAUCCAUCAGAAAUUAGUUCCGAGAAUCCUCCAGAAUCAACAGAAAUUCUUUCCAAGAAUCUGCUGUAGUUCCUUCAAAGAAUCCUCCAGAAGUAUCUUUCGAGAAUCCUCCAGGAGUUCUAUAAGAGAAUCUCCCAGAAGUUCCUCUCGAGAGUCCUUCGGGGGUUCUACAGGAAAUUCUUUCGGGGAUCCUCAUUUUCGAUAAUCUACGAUAAUCUACGAUAAACUAUAGGAUUUCCCUUCGAGAAUCUUUCAUGAGGAUCUUUUAGGAAUCCUCUAGGAGUUCCCUACGGGAAUCCUGCAGGAGUUACUUCUGGAUAUCCACUAGAAAUUCGUUCCGAGAAUCCUCCAGUAGUUUCUUCUGGGCAUCCUCCGGGAGUUCCUUCUAGAAAUCCUCCAGGGGUUCUUUUCGGUAAUUCACCAGGAGUUUUUUUUUUCGAGAGUCCAAGGGAGUUCUUUUAAAGUUUCUUCCUUCGGUCCUUCGGAGAAUCCUCGAGGAGAUUUUUCCGAGAUUUUUCCUGAAGUUACUUCCGAGAGUCCUCCGGGGGUUUCUUCCAAGAAUCAACAGAAAUUCCUUCCAAGAAUCUGCAAUGGACCCUUCAAAGAAUCCUCCAGAAGAAGUUAUAUACGAAAAUCUUCCAGAAGUUCCUCCCGGAGUCCUCCUAAAGUACCUUCUGGGAAUCCUCCAGAAGUUUUUUUUUCAAGAAUCCUACAGCAAUUUCUUCCGGGGAUCCUUAUUUUCGAUAAUCUACCAGGAUUCCACCAGAAAUUCGUUGCGAGAAUCCUUCAGUAGUUUCUUCCGAUUCCUCCAAGAAUUCUCCGGGAGUUCUUUCUGAGGUUCAUUUUGGGAGCCUUUCAGGAGUUCCUUCCGAGAAUCUACAGGAGUUCUUUAAAAUAAUCCUCCAGUAGUUUCUUUCUGAGAAUUCAUCUGUCCCGAAAUUCACCUGGAGUUCCUUCCGAGAAUCCUUCAAGAGUUCCUUCUAGAAAUCCUUCAGGAGUUAUUUUCGAGAACCUACAAGAGUUCUUUUAAAGUACCUUUCUCCGGUCCUUCGGAGAAUCCUUGAGGAGAAUUUUCCGAGAUUUUUCCAGAAGUUCCUUCCUAGAGUCCUCCGGGGGUUCCUUCCGAGAAUCAACAAAAGUUUCUUCCAAGAAUCUACAGCAGUUCCUUUAAAGAAUCCUUCAGAAGCAUCUUUCGAGAAUCCUCGAGAAGUUCCUAACGAGAAUCCAGAAGUUCCUUCCGAGAGUCUUCCAUUGGUUCUAUCCGGGAAUCCCCCAGAAGUUCCUCCCGGGAAUCCUCCAGAACUUCCUUCCGGGAGUCAAGCAGAAGUUUCUUCUAGGGAUCCUUAUUUGCGAUAAUCUACCAGGAAUUCCUGUCAAGAAUCUUUCAGGAUUUUUCAGGAAUCCUUCAGUAGUUCUUUACGAGAAUCUUGCAGGAGUAUCUUUCGGAUAUCUAUCAGAUUUUUUUUCCGAUAAUCUUCCAGUAGUUUCUUCCAAGAAUCCUCCAGAAGUUCCCUUUUGGGCAUCCUCCAGGAGUUCGUACUGGGAUUACUCCAAGAGUUCCUGUUGAGAAUCCUCCGGAGUUUUUUUUUUCGGAAAUCCAAGGAAACCCCUUCCGAGAAUCCUUCAAGUGUUCCUUCUGGAAAUCCUCCGGUAGUUCCGUCCGGGAAUCCUUCACGAGUUCUUUUCGGUAAUCUAUCAGGAGUUCUUUUCGAGAAUCCUCCUGGAAUUCCUUCCAUGAAUCAUCCAGGGGUUCCUCAAGGACUUUUUUUUCGAGAAUCCUUCAGCAGGUCUUUCAGAGAGUCUCCCAGAGAGUUCCUUCGCGAAUCCAGAGGAAACCCUUCCAAUAAUCAUUCAGAAGUUCCUUUAAAGGACCCUCAAGGAGGACUUCCCGAGAACCCUCAAGGUGGCCAAGUCCCCGGAGGAAUUCUCUAAGUGAAAUUUCUGGAGGAGUCCCUAGAUAGAAUUGCUGGAGAAAUCCUCGAAUGGAAUUUUGGAUGAAUCCUCCAAUUGAAUUUCUGUAGGAUUUCUCGGAUAAAGUUCGUGGAUGAAUUUCAAGAUGGAAUUCCUGAAGUAAUUAACAAAUGGGAUUACUGGAGGAAUCCUCGGAUAAAGUUUUGGAAAGCUUUCCAAAUGGAAUUCUUAGAGAAAUCCUCAUAUGGAAUUUCUGAAGAAAUUCUCGGAUGGAAUUCUUGGAGGAAUUCUCGGAUGCCUGGGAGAGAAUGAGAGAGUUCUUGAAUGAAAUUCGUGGGUGGAAUUCUCUGAGAAAUCCUCAUUAAAGAUUCCUGGAAAAAUUCUCGAAUGAAAUUCCAGGAAUAUUUUUCGGGACAGAUUCCUGUAUAUAUCCCCAGAUGGAGUUUAUGGAAGAAUUUUCGGGCGGAAUUUUCGGAAGAAUAUGGAACUCUUGGAGCAACACUUGGAUGGAGUUCCUGGGUGAUUUCUUGUACGAAGUCCUUGGAGGAGUUCUCAAAAUGGAAUUUCUGGACGAAUUCUCGUGUAGAGGAUUGUUCACAUGGAAUUCAUGGAGUAAUCCUCAGAUUACAGAAAUGAAUUCUUAGAUAAAGUUAUGGCAGAUUUCUCAGGUGUAAUUCUUGGAGAAAUUCUUGGAUGAAAUUUAGGAGGAGUUCUCAGACGGAGUUCUUAUAUAUAUCCUCAUUUUCUUGGAGGAAUUCUCGGAUGGAAUCUCGAAUCUGGUGUAUUUGUCCAAAACGUUGACAAGUAACAUUUUUUUGUCUCAAGAGCAAACUUGUGUGUCUCUGACAGAUUUUGGGCUGCUGAAUCCGAAUCCGGGCUCAGAAUCACUCCAGCACUUCACAGUUUUGAGCUAUGCCUCAAUUUGGCUUAGGGGCAAGACGUCGAAAGCCAAAACGUCGAAAAUGAGCAAAAAGUGAGUACUUUAUUCUUUUAAAGAAAACUAAUUCUUUCACUUGUACAGUUGGCUGUACAGGGGAGCCUUCCUGAGACUGCCUGAAACAACACCUCAGGGUUGGCAUGUGCUUUGACCAGGUAGCGAGUAUUCGCACUAUCUUUAUCCCAGUGUUGCAACUGAACGCUAGCCAAAAAUAAACUGAGCUGGGAUGAGUCAUCAAGUCCUAAGGACUGUAUCGUUAAUUAUGAGUACACCUGCAAAUUGCUGUACCUAUUUGAAAAUGUUUUAUUUAUUUUGUAAAUUAAAUUCAAUUACAUUGUUUAUUGACCAUCAGAAAAUCCCAUGACAUCAUUGUAUAGGGUGCCUGUACCAGUUAUCGCACCACCUAAGAAAAACUAUUUCUACACAAAUAAGAAGAAGACCGACGAAUGUAAACAAUAAGUCAAAUGAUUGAUUAGUUUUCAUACUUUACAGGAAAAAUAUAAAAACGGAGCCAAAGCUACUUUUAGUAUUUAUUACGGCGUGUGCCAAUGAUAGGAACCCUGUACCAGUUAUGGACACAUUUGUUAAUUUGGGUUCCACUUCGCACUAUUUACAUGCAUUCCUUAUGGGAUUUGCCAUAACUGGUACACUAUGGCGAAAUAGGGUGCAAGGAGGCCGAAAAGUUAAGGAAAAUGAUUUAUUUCUACCAUAAUUUGAGCAAAUUGUGAAGUUUGAAUGAUUGCAAUCACCUUUUGUUGUUUACGAUUUUUUUCUUGUUGAUUUGUAUCUUUACAGGUUGAAAAUCAACUAUGGCGAAUUUGAGGUACUAUAGCCAUAACUGGUACACUGAGCCUACUUGUUAAUUGACCAAUUUACCUUUUGGUUGCUUAAAAAACCGAUGCUUAUUGGCUUGAAAUAAAACAAAAGCCCAAAAUCGUGUAUUUUACCCUAUAAAUAGAGGUAUUGAAGCUCAUAAUUGUGACGUGCUGGAGCAAUUCUGGGCCCGGAGUUGGAUUCAGCGGUCCAAAAUCCGUCUGAACUCUCACGGCUCUGAACUUGCAUUUUAUUAACGUAGGUAAUACAGCUCACCAAGUAUGUUGCAGGCCAGAGCACCAGCAAAGCAGUAAAUUCUGUAGAGAUUCAUUGCUUCCAGUGAGCUAUUCGCUAUUCCAAGGAUGCACGACACAGGACAAACAAGAUCUCUACUGAUUGGUUAUCUUUUGUGAAGUUAAAUCCACAUGAAAAACAAUAAUCAGUCUAAUUGGUGUAGAGAACUCUUGGCUAGUGAGCUGAUAAAUUUAAAACUGCAGUCUAUUUUUGCACUACAAAUAUAUGUUUCAAAUUUCAAAUCGCGCUGACGCAAAUUUAUCGUAACUGUACUUACUCAAACGGUACUCCGAAGGCAACACCAACUUCAAAACGUUGCAAUUAGUUAAUUGGAUUAAAUCUCGUAAAUGGCAAGUUUAAAUGCGGGAACCUUAUGUUUUAUGAAUGUUUCGUUUGGUACAUUUAAUCCAUGUGCUCAUCGCGUAUAACUACUAUACUUCUGGUUUCCUUCGCCACUGAUGAUUGUCAGGAAUUUAUUUUAUACAGCUCCGUACAUCAAUCUAAAGCGCACUGACGACGACGUAGACGAUGGUGUGGUCGACGAGCGAAUCGCUCGUUCCACGGAAAGACGUUCUCGACAUCGACAGUCAGUCGUGGCUUGGCAUGGACAAGAUCAAACCAACGAGGACGCCAACAAAUAUGUGUCAGGUAUCCAAGGUGCUAAAAAAAACCUUUCCAAAACGGUUACGUUCAGAAAAAUGGUUAAUGGAUUAAAGUAUUAAAACGGUAUGGUUCACCAUACGGCUGCAGACAGGGGGCUUUUCAACUCGUGGUCAUUCAGUCAGUACAGACAAGUGCAAGUGGAGAUUCCUGCGUUUUCUUCCUCCGCCUGAAAUAACUGUCAGUGUGCAUUUUAAUUUGGUAGAUAAUUCAACCUAUAGUUAAGAUUAAUUCACUGCCAAGCCCCCGUUUUUGCAGAUUUGUGUGAUUCACUGAGGAAAUGAACGCUAGUUAAAAUAAAUCACAAACCCAAGAUAUUAUUGACUUUUGAUAGCCAUAGUUUAACAAUUCCACACAGCCAAUGUUUGCCAACGGAUUGGAUUAUGUUUGCAAACGUACACGAGCGGGCCCGCGCUUACCGAUUUUCCCUCGUAAAACAAUGGUUCGUCAUCAAUCAUGUCCAAACAUUUGCGUGCCAACAACUCAUUUCGGCUGAUUCGAUAAAACAGAGCCGCCGCGGCCGCCAUAUCCCUUGAUUGGAAAUAUGGGUUUCGCGGUUUACUGCAAUCCGAUUGCAACGAAUGGUUCUUUCUUUGGUAACAGUCGGUGGCUUACUUUGAGAGAUAACUACUCCGUUACCUAAUUUCCCUUGAAUAUAAUUCAAAAAUAGAUUUAUAUUUCGCUAUGAAUGUUCUUCGUCUUCUUGAAGCCUUAAUCAAUUAUAGAAACCCUGUAGUAUAGAUAAGUAAUAAAUGACAAAAGUAGUUUCACUCUUGAAGAGAUUGGUUGUUUACUGCCCUCUAAUAGGUUGUGAACCUGCGCGAGUUGCCCUAGCAAGCGAUCAACAAAGAGAAGAAGUUGGUUCAAAGAAAGUUGGUUCCGAAGAUAGUUUCGUCAAGUCUUCAAGAAUUGAUGAAUCGUUUGGAGAUUUCAAAGCUAAACAGAAGAAACUACGGAUGUGGAAGACGAAGGUCGAAUUUCUGCUGGCUUGAGACGACUUUUAGCAGUUUGUGAUCGAAACAAGAUCGUCGAUGAGUGCCGCGGUAUCCGGAUCAAGCGAUGCGGCGGUAGCUUUUCGAAGACAAUCAAUUGAACCUGAUCAAGAACUCAAGAGAGGGCUGCAAAACGGUGAGUCGAUAAGGAGAGCGUCCCACAAGUUCCUACAUACCUUAUGCUUCCACGGAUCUACAGAUGACAAAGGCCGUCAGCUAAGAGUUGUGUGCUUAGCUGGUAGUGCAGCCUGGGUACUGUUCUCCUUCUGACUUCAAGCUCGAUUGAGGCGGUACGUCUCGAGCGUUUGUUCACCAACUGCUGAGUAUGAAUUGCUCCUUCACCGGAAGCUAUACUCAAGAUGGCAGCCCCACCACGGUAGGUAGGGGACCUUAGGCUGUUCCCGAAACCCAAAAACCGUUACAGAAACCGAAAAUGAAAGAUUACGAACUGAUUGUGGAGCGUAGCGAGCUAGGUGGGUCGACCAAGUGGAGGACGAUCUGCGGACCCUACGCAGAGUGCGGAACUGGAGACAACCAGGCAUGGACCGAGUGGAAUGGAGACGGCUACUAUGUACAGCAGAGGCCACCCCGGCCUUAGCCUGAUCGGUAAGGUAAUUUCGAACUGAUUCAACAGCAACGGCUUAGUGCGAACCAACGGAAAGGAAUUGGAACUUGGAAUGUAUUAACCCUAGCCCAGCAGAGUAAACUGACACAACUAGCCAAUAAGGGAUGCCGUAUGAAGCUUGAGAUCCUAGAACUGAGCGAAGCCCGUUCGCCAAACUUUGGAGAACACAGAUUGGCAUCGGGUCAAAUUCUGCUAUACUCUGGCCUACGGAAUGAACACGGUCCUCACCACCAUGGAGUUGGUUUCCUGCUCAGCGCUCAUGCCCACGCUGCGCUCAUGAAGUGGGAACCUAUUAAUGAGAGGAUAAUUGUAGCCAGCUUCAUGGGCUCGAUACCUUACCAUGAUCUACCUAAUGUUACGCGCCAACCGAUGCUUCCAAGUUGCAAGACAAAGAGAACUUUUACAGCCAACUGAAUGCUGUCGAGGACAAGAUUCCGAAAGGUGAUAUCAAGAUCCUCAUGGACGACUUCAACGCGAAGGUUGAUUCCGACAUCUUGGAUUCUGAGCUGAGCACGUCAUGAGACGCCAUGGUCUAGGAGAAAUGAGCGAGAACGGAGUCCUGUUUGCAGAGUUUUGUGGCAACAAUGACAUGGUGAUUGGGGGAUCGGUCUUUCCUCAUCAACCAGUGCACAAAUUGACAUGGGUUUCUCGUGUUGGCGUCACAAAAGAUCAAGUCGAUCGGACGAUCCUGUGUGAACCAUAUUGUCACGCUCCGUAUCAUUCUGGAGCAAAUCAAUGAUGUCCAAGAGUCUCUCUACCUGAUGUUCAUUGAUUACAAAAAGCUUUCGACCGUCUCAAUCACGGAAAUAUGUGGGAAGCCCUCAGGCGCAAGGGUCUCCCUGAGAAAAUCAUCGGCCUCAUUGAAUCACAGUGCAGAGCAUUUUCGUGCAGAGUACUGCACAACGGUGUUUUGUCUGAUCCCAUCGGUCGUUGCUGGAGUGAGGCAAGGAUGUACACUAUCACCGCUACUGUUCCUCAUCGUAAUCGACGAGAUCCUGGUAGGUGCGAUUUAUCGUGAACCAAAUCGUGGAUUGCUGUGGCAGCCCAUUACCAUGGAGUACCUGAAUGACUUCGAAUUGGCUGAUGACGUUGCCCUCCUGGCUCAACGGCGCCCUCUGAUAUGCAGAGCAAGCUCGAUGAUCUUGCCAAUGGCUCCUCAACGGCAGGUCUUACCAUCAACGUCAACAAGACCAACCAUUACAGCUUUACGGUAGCUAGGCAAUCAGUGGAGAAUGUUGAAAGCUUCCAAUAUCUUGGUAGCCAAAUGGCGGCCGAUGGCGGCACCAAGAUCGACAUAGGUGCACGGAUCAAGAAGGCGAAGGCCGCUUUUGCGAGUUGAAGAAAUGUAUGGAAGACAAAAUCCGAAUUUUUACCUCGAACGUGAAAUCUGUGCUGCUAUAUGCCAGUGAUACCUGGUGUGUAUUAGUGAAGAGCACGCAACGCCUGCAGGUCUUCAUCAAUAGAAAUGAAAUCUGCAAGCAAGCGUUAGACUGGAAUCCAGCAGGACAUCACAUCGGAGGCAGACCCAGAGGCUCAUGGCGGCGCAGCCUCAACAACGAAAUCAAGCAAGUCGACAGAAAUUUGACCUGGCCACAGGUCAAGGCGAUGGCUGGCAAUCGCUCAGGAUGGAAAUCUUUCGAUUCGGCCCUUGCACCAGCGUGGGUGUCCAGGACUGAAAGUAAGUAAGUAGCACAAUGUGAUGACGCAUAAAACGUAAAGAGCCUACAACUCUUCACCACGGCGGGCCAAGAACAACAAAGCAUCCUGAAGAUUCAGGUUACUGUAGUCUGUUUCACUCAGUCUUCAAAAAAUCUCACUCCAAGAGCUGCUGAGAUUCAAAACCAUAGGAGCAUGAUCGAUUCGACGCGCUUGUUUCGUUUCGAUCCAGGCAUGCAUUGAAUCUUGUCUCAUGUAUGGGAGGAUUGAAUCCCAUGAUUCAAUCCUUGAUUGAUUCCCACAAGAGUGAAAAUGCAUCGUGUUACCAUAAAUAUUUCGUUGAGUGUUAAGGAAAAUUUUGUUUGGCAGAAUUCACUGGAAGCAAGUUGGGUUGAAAGUUGCUCCUGUUAUCAUCUCAGGAGAAUAUUCUCUGUAGGAGGGUCUGUAGUAUGCUUGAAUCUGCGUUCCAAAAUGGAAAAUGUUCUGAUGACACAGUUCAGAGUAGUCGUUUCGAGACAACAGAAAGUUCGAAGCAAACAAUGACAGCAUUCUUUAUUAAGUUUCCUACAGACAUUUUGAACGGUUAAUCUUUGCCGGAGUUGAUGAUUUUAAAGAGCGUCCAGGAGGAUUUUCCUAAUCCAACAUACCUGUUACCCCCUUGAAUUGAAAAAAAAAACAUUAGCCAACAGUUUACCCAUUAGAGCCGGAUAGAGCUACGGUGGCUAAGAACGAUGAUUCCUUUUGAGUUCAAUAGAUUCAUCCCACUAAUUUUCUCCCACACAAAGCGAUUUAAGUUCAUAUUGCAUUCCUCAACGGGCUUUUGGGUUUAUAGUCGGUGUACUGCUGACAUUUUGCGUACCACCGGUAACGGUGUAUUAAAUGGGGAGUCACCAGAAAAGGCAAUUAUUUUUAAACGCUGUCAAAGAUCCUUACUCAAGCCAACCUGUUCAGUGCACUUGAACGCAGGGAUUCAAUCUUGGGAUUGAAUCCCAUGCACGAAUCCCGCACGCUAAGAUUGGAAAAAAUCAUGAUCCAAAACGAUCCUGGUUUUCGAGAUUGUUUCAAAGCAUGCUUGUUGGAAUCAUGGAGUAGAAGGAUGCUCUUGAAAGACUGGUUUCACUUAAUAAGUGUUUACCGAGUACUCGGAAACGCAGUUGCGCCAAAACUGGACAGUUACAUACGAAGAUCCAUAAUCGGAUUCACAGCUAUCACAUACAAAUGAAUCAGCUUGCUGAAUAUUCGCCAUGUGAUAGCUGAGUCGGCAGUGGCCAGUCAAUGAUUUGAUCAGCAUACCGCAAUUCUGCUUAGACAGACUUGUUAGAUUCUUCGCCACUACUGAAGGUAGCUUAAUACAAUAGAAUUUUGUUUGACGACAUGACUCCAUACUAUUCCAAUAUUGUUUGUGCUGAGCGGCAGCCCAGGUGAAUGAGGUCAUGUGAUGCUCCAGUGCGAGCUAACUCAUCAGCCAAUUCAUUUCCAGCGGUGGAAGAAUGGCCAGGUACCCCUACAAGGUGAACAGCGUUUGCUGAAUUCAGCUCCUCGAUUUGAUUUCGACAAGCGAUAACUUCCUUGAACCUAGAGUUGGCCGAAGCAGCCAGGCUAUCUGAACAGAAGUAUAUUACUUUGCCCAUUACGUGCUGCUGAAGUGCUGAUUGUACUCCGCACAUAAGAGCAAAGAUUUCGGCCUGAAAAACGGUGCAGUGUCUACCAAGUGAAUAAGACUGAUGCAGCCUUAGCUCACGAGAAUAAACACCAGCCUCUGCUCGACCUUCGAGAAGGGAGCUACCAGUGUAACAUACGAUGCCGUCUGAAAUACUUCUCUCUGUUGUAACCGAGAAGAUCGGUACGGCAUCGGUAGGAAAACAACUGAUCAGGUUCACAGUUCUAAAACGACUCAUGUGUAUUUCACCUAUUUUGAUACAUUUCUUUUUCAGAGCUACCUCUCAUUGUUUCUUCCAUAUUGUGGUAUCUCAUCGAGGGUACAUUUCAUUCGACCGAAUACAAUCUAUUCGAAAUGGUACUAUCUCACCAUAACAACUCCUCCACCCUUUGGAUGGAAGAUCACAAAUCAUUCGAAAAAGUAUAUUCUUCAGAGCUAUAGUAUAUCAACAGAUUCUACAGAGAACAAAACUUAAUUACCUAUAGCGUUACAAUAGUAGUAGUUCCUAAUUAACAAAUGCAAAAGAUGAGCAUAAUUAACAAUUUGCCUAAUUGAUACUUAAGUUUUUUAAUGGAACAUUUAAACCAGA